Messenger RNA from Petromyzon marinus (sea lamprey), 7899 nucleotides. RefSeq lists its product as uncharacterized. The record is from RefSeq and is a predicted model, not a curated record. NCBI's taxonomy places the organism in Eukaryota, Metazoa, Chordata, Hyperoartia, Petromyzontiformes, Petromyzontidae. Gene Ontology annotation, molecular function: protein binding.
AUCGCGUGACGUCAGGCGCAUCACGUCACCUCGGGCACCUUGGCUCCGGAAGUGACACCUGGGCGCGAAUGGCGACGCGAAGUCGGUGGUUGUGUCCGCGCGUCUGAAGCUGCCGCUUGCUGCUGCUGCUGCUGCCGCCGUUGUUGUUGUUGUUGCUGCUGCUGCUGUUGUCGCGUCGGUUGUUGUGGUCGAGUUCGUGGUUGUCGUGAUGUGCUGAAUUGUACGGCCCGCUUCGUGGAAAUUCCCCGACUCGACCUCCCGCCUAUCGCGGCAAGAUGGCUGCAUUACGACUGAGCGAGGAUGAUGUCCUGAACUUCCUUGUUUCGCGCGGUGGGGAAGUGCCGAAUGCUGAUCUGCGCAAGCACUUCCGCGACUUCUUAGAGUCGGGAGAUGCGGAGAUGAGAGAGCGUUCUCGUCAAUGCUUCAAGCAAUGCGUGAACGCCGUUGCGACUGUGACCAAGACUAAUGGAGCUACGUGCGUGCGCCUGCGCAAGCGCUAUGCUGCACUCUUGAAGGGAGGAACGAGCGGCGCUAGCGGGCAGCGGCGGAGCGACCGGAGGAGCAGCCAGGAGCAGAUGAAUUUGCAGAGGCAAGGGCAGGGAGACAGGAUGGGCUCGCGAGAAGGACAAGGAGGCGAUCGCUAUCUGGAAGACAGGAGGAGUGAUGAACAUUAUUUUAUUCCAGGAGAAGAGCAAAGCCACCACCUUAGUGAUUCCAUGGGAGCGGGGUCGACAUCAUCAUGGGCAUCAUCGCCUCCCGGGUCAUUGAUGUCGGCGCAAGUGGGAAGCUACGGUGAGGAGGAGCGACGAGGCUACUACUGCGCCGUAGGGGAAGGGCAAGUGGAUGUACCGGAGCCAGAACCCGUCCCAUCUGACGUCAAGCCUCUUGACUUCUCAAAGGGGUUUGGGAUAGUCCUGGUUGGGUCGAGUCUCGCUGAGGCAGCUCAGCAAGUGGGCGAGUGGCGCAUUGGCGAUCGAGAUGAGCAGGGUGGCGUUUCGAGCCAUCCCGUACAAGCGGGCAGCAGCACUGGAGCAUCGCAGUUUCUGCGUGGCGACGAAUGCAGGGAGAGUGCAGGUUUGGUCUCUGAUGAGAGGACAGGAGGAUUCGCACCAGAUACAGUGUCAGGACUAACUGACGGAUGGGAACCUGCGGUGGCUGCAUGGGAAGCACAAUCCAAGUACUCUAACUCCUCCGAUGCGAGGCAUAUUCAUGGUGAGCAUUGGCAAGUGAUUCCAGGUGCAGUUGGCCAAUCAGAAAGCAACACAGAUGACAGCCAAUCAGAACGGGUUUCACUAUCGUCCGACCAAUGGGCAAUGCCAUCACACGCACUUGAACCACAAGGCAGACAUGUUCACGUUGAUCAGUGGCAUGAGAUUCAUGGAGCAACCGGCCAAAUGGAGAGCAGCACUGAGGAAACUAGCCAAUGGAGCAGGAACACUGCCAUUGAAGGCUGGCAUCAAAGAGAAGUUUUGCCAUUUGAGUACAGCCAUGGAGAUUCUGUCACACACCCACAUACAGAUGGACACAGAGAUCAGAUGCAAUUAGAGCAACCCUACUGGGAAGGUCAGUCUCUUCCUGAACAUAUUCAUAGGGAUGGAAAUAGAACCCUGGAACGUCCAGAUACUGACAUGUACAUAUCACCAGGUGCAUAUUACAACAGCAGCUAUGGCAGGGAAGAGCAGUCGAUUUCUGAAAGACAUCGCUCUGACUGUUGGUCAACCUCUGGAUAUUAUGGACCGUCAGUUGGUGUUUAUGAUUCGGGCGUAGAACCCGGAACUCAGUUCCAGAGCCAUGAGAGGGAAUGGAGUGAUAACCAUGACCAUGUCCGCGAAAGCACCAGGCCCUAUGUAGAGGCAGCUGUUGGCAGACUCAGAACUGAUGUGCCACGUGGCGGUUGGGAAGCAGCACAAGACCUCUAUCUAAAUGAACCAAACCCCCAAGGCAGCCAGCUGAGCGAAGAGAACAUGUAUAUGACUUUAGAAACGCGGGAAGGAGGUGGCAGUGUUGGGCAAGGUGCUGAAUACCCGCACAGGGCGCAUGACCCUCCGCUACACGGUGCUGGGUGGCAUCAUUUGCAGAUGGAGGGCGAGCGGGCUACCAUGCCCGAUCGGUCACAUGAACGCGCAGAUGAUUAUCUGGAAUUGGAAAGAACUGAUCAGUGGAACAAGCAAUACCCGCAACCUGGAAGUGAAAUCCCCUCCAUUACGUUCACUCGAGAUAACGAUCCUCAGAGAGGUGUAGCAAUGACGAAGGUAAACUUGCCCGCAUUUGUUCGUGUUGAGCCAUUGCCGCAGUCCACAUCACAAUCCUCACGGCGAUCAGACAGUAGCCAGGAAUGGAGGGAGUCCGAGUUGGACGUGCGCCUGAGCACACCGGCAGAGUCGGAAAGGAGGAGGAGCUCGGCCCAGCACUCUCAGCACGACUUGAACCGCAACGACUAUGAUGAGAAAAUGGAAGUCGAAAAAAAGCACACCGUUACUCGCCGCGUGGACAUACUUCCCGAGACUCUGGCAGAUGCACAAAAUUCCAGACGUCCAGAUGUGAACGCACCCCAGGGUAAGCUGCUGCCGCCGCCGCCACUCUAUGCGAUGAUGAGUCGUUACCUGAGCUCCUCCGAGCUGCGUUCUCGUGGGGAUCCUCGCUUCAACACAAGAGAAAAUCAGCCCUUGCCGAUCGCGACGUCCAGCCGCAGCCGCUCUUUCCCCUCACUACGUUUUGACAUUCCCCCGGAUGCCACCGAGGAUGAUUUGGCGGAAAAGGAGAAGAGGUCAAUGAGAGAAUCUCAGAACGUGACAGCGGCGGCGGGUGAGCAGCGUCCCUGGUUCCCGCACAGUAGCCAAUCUCCGCGCAUGCACCAGGACCAGUUCAAGCAACGCGAUUGUGAUCAUCGUCAGGAAGGGUCACUUCACUCUUUCGCAAGUUCAGACAGACGGCAGCCGUCAACAACUGAGGUGGCCGCACGCGGCAUCCCGAUGUUUAUAAAACACGCCUUGACGCAGGGGCGACGACCCCGGCUGCGAGCCAAGGCUCUGAUGGAGAAGAGCCACUCUUUGGUCAACCUCCAACAUGAAAAUCAGUGGGAAUCAAUGGCCUCAUAUCAGCAGCCUGCUGACUUCCUCGGUGCUACUGCUGAGUAUCCAGAAUUGUUCUCAGAGAAGAGCAAAUCUUUAAGGGAUCUCUAUGAAUACAGCGAUGAGAUUGGGCGUGAAGGUCAUCCCAGAGACUGGAAUGUUGUUCACGCCAACGCACGUGAGCCACUCCGAGAGACUGGGAGGAGAGCUGUUCUAGAAAAGAGCAAAUCAUUGCGCGAGUUCCAGAGUACUGAUCAGCCGUACUCGUUUCAAAAUCAAUAUAGGCCAGAUGAUCACAGAUUCAGCCUUACAGAUCAAACUUUAAUUAACAGAAGUGAGGACAGAGACAGACUAGUAUUAGAAAAGAGCAGAUCUUUGAAGGAUCUCUAUCAGAGUGACCAAGAUUUCAAAUUUCAGGAUAAUCAUAAUUAUGCAGGAGAUCGAGAAUUAAAACCUGCUCGUGAUCAUCCCUCAGUUCCGCCAGCUCGUUUCGUCUUACCGGAAAAGAGUUUGUCUCUGAGGGACCUCCAUCAAAACGACAACCAUUUUGAGCAUCAUCGUGAGGUACGUCGCAAUGAAAGAGAUUUUCACAACCCUGCAGUACGGACGCAGAGUUUAGGCAGGGAUAGCCAUGUUUUAAUGGAAAGCCAAGCAAUGGGAGAUAUUCAGAGUCACCACCUGGAAAGGCAUCAAGAUAAGUUUCAUAAACGUCCAGAUCUGGGCUACACAGACACACGCCCAAAAGUCUGGACCUACCCACCACUGGAAGACUCUGAAUCCAGUCUGGCAGGACAAGACAUGUUCGUGCCAAAUUUGUUACCGGACAGAGAGGAAGUACACCCAGAGUACGUGUCUGCACUCGUCAGCUGUGACGAUGGAGCCAUCCUGGACAAACUUCAUCCUCGUCGCUCUACACAAUCAGACGUGGAUAACAUUCCUCCUCUGUUUGCCGAAACCAUGGAGACAGUCCCCACGGAGCCGCGGGCCCCAUCACCAGCGCUGUUAACGGCACUGCCGGUAACUUCUGAACAGCUGAGUGGCGGUGACCAGGCUUUAAUUGAACGGCAACAAGACCACUACGACUCUGAGGAUGACAGUGCUUUGGCGGACAACCUGCGUCGCGUCGCAGCUGAAAUCGUCCACUCUCCAUUGCGGACUCGGGCGCAGGUCACCCGCGCGGCGUGGAAACAACAACAGCAGCAGCAGUCGGCACCACUGCCGGGGGAGCACUCCUUGGCUCCUUCCUCGUCGUCAUCCUCCGCCGCGCCCCGCUCACAGGACAACGAUGACGACGACCCCUCCUACGGAAGCGCCGACGAGGAUUUCGCCUCUAACGUCCGACGCGUGGCCAAGGGCCUGCUGGCGGCGCAGACAGGGGGAGAUGGGCAGAGCCGCCUGAGCCGACAGGGCUCGCGCAUGUGGAAGAAGCCCGUGGCGCCGGUCGACUGGAGUCUAUGCGUUCCGCAGGAGGUCAGCAGGAUCAACGAGAUCCUGUCGCACAGCGCCUCCCGCAACAAUCUCCGCAAGCAGCAGCAGCAGCUGGUGGUGCCACAGCAGCAGGACAAGGUGAAGAAGGUGGCGCCGGUUCACCUGGACACGGCGCCGGCGGUGAUCGAGCCCGGGGGACCGGCGAGAGAGACACGUGUGCGGGAGCGUUCUAGAGACCGCCUACAACCAGAGACCUUGAGCAGAGUCCAACGUGUCUGGAUGCUUUCUGCUGUCCGGGGCGACUUCCGCUCCCUCUUCCGGAUCAUGCAUACCAACCCUCACCUGCUGCUCACGAAGGACUUGAUGUCGGGCUUCACGGCCCUGCACUGGGCGGCGAAGCACGGAGACACCAACGCUGUCAUCAUACUCUACCAGCAAAUGAACAAAACGCGUCCACCACACGCGCCGGGUGCCACAGGCCCCGGGGUGGAGGAGCCGCGGUCGCGCGUGGGGCACACGCCCCUGCACGUGGCGGCCAUGUGUGGCCACAAGGAGGUCAUGAGGCUGCUGGUGAACAGAUUUGGGGCGUUUGUGGGAGCACGAGAUGCUGCCGGCCGGCGACCAGGACAGUACCUCCCAGCGUCCUCCUCGUCAGCUGACAUCAUUACCUUGCUGGACUACCGCCCGGGCCUUGCUCGCCCCGUUGCCGCACCAUCGCCAAGCCCUCUUCGCGCGGCAAAGAAAACCGGGGUCGGCCUGGCCUCCUCGCAGUCUAUGAGCCGCAAGAGCGUCAUGUCCGUCAUGUUUGGACACGGCUCUGAAGACGGCCACUCCGUGAAACCGGGGCGGCCAAAAUCAUCCUAUCUGUCGUGAGCACACUAAUGUGCGUGUGCAUGCGUGUCCAGGAAACCCUCGGGCUGCAUUAAAAAAAAAAACAACCACGUUUCCUUUAAUGGUUCAUGCAGAACGUGAUUAGAUGCUUCAUUCUUUAUUAAUUUAUGGUUGGGUAAUGUACUGUAAAUAUAACCACCGAGCCCUGGGGUCAUGGAGGUGAUUUGACCAUACUUCCAACACGCUGGUCAGUGUGGGGUUGCUGAUGGCUGGGAGCAGGGAUGCGGGAGUAUAGUGUUACAGUACAGGACAACAGUGGAAUUUUCCGCAACUGCCUUCCGGUGCUCCACGGCCUAUGACCUCUAUUAUGCUUGAUGGUCGCCUAUCCAAGCACUAUCCAGGCUUAAUAUUGCUUAGCUUGUGAGAUCUGACGAGGGUGGGUGUGUUCUGCGUAAUUUUGUCAAAUACUGUCCUGGUUUUUUUGUUGUAUUGCUCCCAGGUAUGUAGAACGUCAUUUAUAUGCCUCUGAACCUGGGCCCUUCUGGCUUGAUAUUGAAUGCGGUUUAUAAUGGCAGAGCAAUGCAGACAACUGACAUGUACAGUUGCAGUAAUGGACUUUGUGAUGCCUUCCGUAAAGUGCGUGUGCCACCUGGGGCAGUUUUGGCGAUGCAGACUGCACUUGAAUGAUUAUCGCGAGCGUUAUGCCAAUGGUACUGAAAAUAAGUAGCUGAUGAAGUCGUCAGCACGCCCGUCGUAAAGCUAGUUGCACUGGAUCAGUGAUGCGAUCCCUUGUCUGCCCAUUAGUACGGCAAGGAAUUACCACAGCGUGGCUUCUGUAAAGCAAUAAGACACUGAAGUCAUUGAGCGUGUGGGCAAUUGUGUGCCAGUGUAGUAGCAGUGUUCCAAUGUUAGAAAAUUAGUCUCAAAAUGACAACUGGUUAUUGGAUGCCUAGCAAUAUUCAUUUUGAAAAUAAGAGUCGUGUGUACAUGAGUUUUGUUUGUGUUACAAAUUAAAUUGAAAAGAAAACCUUAUUUGUGACAAGACAUAUGUUACUGCUCAGAUGUUUUUUUAUUUGAUUUUACAAAGAAUUUAACUUUCCUGUGAACUUGGUAAAUAACUUGUUUUGCUCCACUAAUUUCGAGGUGGGUUUGUAAAUCAAAUAGCAGGCAUCGUGCUGCAGUGCCCAGGCCGGGGUAUGUGUGGAAGUGGAACUUCUUUCGCACCGGUACGUAGCCAAUCGUGCUAAUUGGAGGCAGUGCAGUCGCAUGUACCGGGUCAUUGCUCGUUAAGCGCUCAUCAUUUACCGAGCGUGAUGUGGAAUGCCCUCUUCCACUGUGAAGUAGGCCAGUGGGAAAAAAAGAUGCUGUUAUUACCACUAUUAUUACCACUGCAUGAUGGGUGCACUUGGUUUUAGGGACGGCGGUAACUUAACAUUGGCUUGGUUCUGCUUGGUGUACUGUACUGGGGUCAUGGUCGUCUUGCAAAUAUCCUGUCAAUAAAGCUUUCACUCUGUGCCUUGGUAAGACAUGUCAGACAAUAUAAGUACACCUCGAUGAUACGGCAUCAAACUGCCACGGUACCACUGCACGUUGUAAAUGCUGUAGAUGUUUAAAAUAAGAUUCGUGUUGAAAGUAGAAUGUAAAGAUGCUGUAGAAUGUAAAGAUGCUGUAAGUACAGUGGUGGAAAUAUGAGGAUAUACGUCGUUACGCCAUGUCGGCACUUGUCACAAGACCAAACUUUUGUGUACCGACACUUUUCAGAAUGGUUCCUUUUCCUAUGCCACGUUGAUUCCAUAGAGAGGAAACAGCAGUGACCAUGGGCUGCAGGACGAAUAGGUUUCAUACGGGCACAUGUACAUUGUGACAACUGUGUAAGUGCCCACAUUUGGGAAUGAGAUGCAUCUUGAUGGGCCUGGGAGAAGAAUGCUCGUCUUGAUUGGAUAGUUGUGAGUUUACACAGUGGGAGGAAAGUGGUAAGUUGAUGGAAGAACGUGUCAGACAGUGGCACCCGCUAUUGUGCCGAGAUGGAUGGUGGGGAAUUGCGAAACAAUGUGUGCAGUGAAGUGACGAGAAAUAUGUAUUUAUCAUGUGCAGUACAAUGUUCACUUUCCACAAACUCGCAAAUACGAACAUGACUUGUGAGCACACGUUCGGUGCCAUAUACGAAUAAAUCUAGAGUUAUACAGUCACAGGCUUGUUUUAUUUUUUAAGUGACUUGUUACUAUGCAUGGGGAAUGCAGUGCUUUAUUAUACACGGAGAUGACUGCCUUAAAACUGCGUGAUGAUAGAUUUGUCUUGGGUUGUCACGCAUUGUGACGGUCUGUUUUUAACUUAAAUUUGUUGUCGUCUUGAAUUACAAUUGUAAUGUACAACUCUUAUCAGUCCGCUGCUGCACGAAGGGCUGAUAGGCUUAUUUGCGAGUAACGUGACUUAUGAAAAUGGCAAACGCAAUACUUAACAGCAUUAAAUCAUUUGCGUCAUUGUGGAGAAUGUAAGUACAGAAACAAUAAAUAGAAAAUAAGCCGCCUUCCCAUGUUCCUCCAAAUAAAAUACAAGCGUGUUUUACACA